AUGCAAAAAAUAACUUUCUUUGGUAAUCGUUUUCAAAAUAAUUAUAACAUAAAGAGUAAUAUCCAGAUCGUUUUUACCCAAGAGUUCAUUCCAAAUCACUGUCAUGAAGGCAGCAAUCACAUAACGGCGUGCGACCACCCCGAAAACCCGUGGUUUGUUUCCGAAUUGAUGCACCAAUCCAAAAAUGACUCAUCAUUCAAAUGCUCAAAGCCUUUUAUCAAAUUGAAUUGUCCAAGAACUGUUGCAUCGUCAACUCUGAGGAACUUGAAAAAGAUAUGGACCCGUAGAGGCGAAGAUUGGGUCAGAAGAUUCGUCAAUUCUGGCUCGGAAAAUUUGGCGGUCAUUUGGAGGAUGCACUUCACAGCAACUGAGAACUGGUGCCAAGUAUUUCAGCAGAGUUUCCAAAUUGUUCAACAAGUAUACAACAUGAACAGGAUUCUGCGCAAGGGGAAUAUUAUUCCAGGAAAUAAAUACAAAGCUCAAGAGAUACUGGAUGUUCUUGCCGGCAGUUUGCAUGGAAAGAAACCUUUAUUGAGGUGUUCAUUGGAGUCUGAAUUGUUUGUAAAAUAUUUUUUAGGAUUAAUCAAUUCACUGAAAGGUUAUUCCAUAAAUUAUUAUAAAAAUAUUUUCAUUGAAUUUAUUUUCAGUCGCAUAACGUGUACAAUUUCUUCUAAGCCGACGGAAGUGAUCGACUUUAACUCGCCCUUAGACUCAGAGGAGGAUUAUAGAGUUUUUGAAGAUCCUGCCGUCAAGUAUCCAACACUUUUGUAA
Messenger RNA from Cotesia congregata, 771 nucleotides. The record is from the annotation of a GenBank genome assembly. Lineage: Eukaryota; Metazoa; Arthropoda; Insecta; Hymenoptera; Braconidae.